Cuscuta epithymum is the source of this 3332-nucleotide messenger RNA. The record is from the annotation of a GenBank genome assembly. NCBI's taxonomy places the organism in Eukaryota, Viridiplantae, Streptophyta, Magnoliopsida, Solanales, Convolvulaceae.
ACCAAGUAUAGACUCACAGACCCUGCAAACCUGCAUCGCAUCCUACGAGGGUUGUUGGAAGUUAACGACGGCCGUCUCUGGAGUGAAAAAGUGUGUAGUGUUGACGUCCGGAUUGGCCGCCAGCCCUAGGUGUCGGAGAAUCUCCAAAGCUGUCCUCAUCCUCCAUUACCAUUCUCCCUCACCAAGCUCAGUGUCCUGCCCCCCGAACCCGUGCGUUUGUAGAUUCUUUCAUCCUUCACAUACCAUCAGUAUUCAGAAAAUUAAACGAAAAUGGCAUGACCAAGAUCACUGGUUAUACUUACAAGUUGGGUUUAGAACAGCGUGCUUCGGAAAGAAUGCGAUUUCAGGUUCAUCGUGCAUUGAAGUUUGCCCCCAUUUCUCGCAACUUCUACGCUCCUGCUCACAGCGAACCUCACCAUCCUUUUCAUGCCCCCCUCGAAGGAGCUGAGACGGUUUGGUUCGCCAAAGCGAUUUGCAUACUUUGCGUUCGCCAUUCAUCUAGUCUUGAUGUCUUGGGCUGUGAUUAUUUCCGUCAAAAUCUGAAUUCGCUGAUUGCUUUUGACGUAAUCGAACACAUUAGUGGUAAAUUGAAUAACCCCACGUUGGCAUUUAGCUUCUUCCAAUUCGCGAGACUCAAUUUGAAUAUUGUCCAUUCAGUUUCUAGCUUCCGAUUGCUGCUUAUGUCUCACUGCGAAAUAGGUCUCCAUCAUACAGUUAAGUUAUUGUUUAAUCACAUGAGAAUGGAUGGGUAUUUCCCAGACAGGUCAAUUGUAGAAUUUGUAGUAUUGACACUUGCAAAUGCAGGCAGCAUUGAGGUUGCCAAGGAGAUUUUGAUUUCCGAAUCUCAUGCGAGUAAUGAGAAAUGUGGAAAUAUUUGCCAUUUUCUGCACAGUAAGUUUUUGAGUUUGUUGAUGAAGAAAAAGAGGGUGGAGGAGGCUGUUAGUUUCUUUAUAGAUUAUAUUUUGAGGUCUAAGAAUUUUUGUUUGGAUACUUUCACAUUUAACAUUGUCAUCCGAGGGUUGUGCGUGUCUGGAAAGGUUGACAGAGCUUUUCCAUUUUUAACUGGCAUGGAGAAUUUUGGCUGUCUUCCCGAUCUUGUUACAUAUAACACUCUCAUAAAUGGAUUUUGCAGUGCCGGUGAUGUAGAUAAAGCUCAAAGUUUAUUGAGAGAAAUACAUUUACUUGAUCGAUUCUCCCCAGAUGCUGUGACAUAUACAUCUGUUAUUUCAGGUUACUGCAAGUUGGGUCGAAUGGUUGAGGCGGUCAAUCUAAUGGAAGAAAUGAUUUCUUUUGGGAUUCGACCAACCUUGGUUACUUUCAAUAUUUUAAUAAACGGGUUUGGCAAGAUUGGAGAUAUGGUUUCCGCUUUAAAGAUUCUUGAGAGGAUGAGUCUUGUUGGAUGUCUUCCUGAUGUCAUCACCUUCACUUCUCUCAUCAAUGGACAUUGUCAAUCUGGUGAUUUAGAUCUUGGUUUGAAGCUCUUUGAUCAAAUGAAAGAAAGAAAGCUUUUUCCAAACACAUACACGUUUUCCAUUGUCAUCCAUGCAUUGUGUAAGAAAAACAGAAUUACUGAAGCCAGCGAGUUUUUAAAGAAAUUAAAAUGUAGAGCUGAUAUUGUGCCCCAGCCAUUCAUAUACAACCCGGUAGUUGAUGGGCUUUGUAAGGCUGGAAAUUUAGAACAAGCCAAUGCCAUUGCCGCAGAUAUGGAGGUUAGAGGAUGCUGUCAUGACAAGAUCACUUUUACGAUUCUCAUUCUUGGGCAUUGCAUGAAAGGGAGAAUGGCUGAUGCAGUUAAUAUUUUUAAUAAGAUGGUUGCAUUGGGCUGUACCCCGGAUAAAUUGACUAUAAGCUGUUUCACAUCUAUCCUUUUGAAAGCUGGUAUGGCUAAGGAAGCAUAUAGAGUAAAGAACUAUGCAUCAGGAACUGUUCCGUAUAGGAACAAUAUUGAAGUCCCCAUAGCCGCUUAUAAUAGUUAAUAAUACCCUUGGUUGCACACUUUUUUUCCGGGAAGAUUAUGAAAGACUCUUCUUCUACAAUGCGGUCUUGGCAUGGUUCAGUAUGCAUGAUGGAACGAACAAUAGCUAGAGGUGGGACAUCCCUGGACUUGGUCGAAUUUACUACCAUGUAGCUUCUUCUCACAGCAUGGGGGGAGCAACAUGUACACAAUACGAGACGGUUUGCAUGAAUUUGUAAGGUAACAUAACAUGUUACUGAUUGGGAUCUCUUUAGCAUCCAAGGGAUUGUCGAAGUGACACAGGGAAAAAAAUGACCAUGACUGUGGAAGUUUCCAGUGAUGGAGGCUGGGCGUGAACCCAGAGCGAUAAAAGUGGUGUACUGGUGUCAGGAGGGAACAUUGGAUUCGGCAAAGCAACUUGACCACGAGGCAGGAAAAAGGCUACCAGUUAUUCUGUCAAGAAGGAAUACAAAGGUGGUUAUCAAGUUGUCUGAAGUGUCAUGCUGAUGGAAACCCGUGGAAACACAGUUUUGAAGUAGCAGUAAUUCCAUGCAAUAUUCGACGCGAUUUUCAUCACGGGUCAUUUGGAAACAGUCUCUCUGUACUUCAAUACAGAGGUAUCUCGGUAGUGAAGAUUGAAGAAACAAGAUGCCCGAAAGCUAUAUGUGGAAAAAUAUAUCCUUACACAAUCCAGUAGCAAAGUGUGAUUUGCUGUAAUUGUUUGAACUGGGAUGGAAGGAUGUGAGAUAAUGCUGCCUCUAGGAGUAUAGGAGGCAUUUGGUAUGAGGAAAAGUCAAUACUUUCCAUCAUUUCCAUGGAAAGUAAUUGGCAGGAAAAGUAUUCUAUUGUUUGGUAUCUCAUUUGUCCAGAGUGAAAAGUCAAAUGAAAUAAUUUUUCUCUUAUGAGAAGGAAAAUGAUUCUCAUGGGGAGGUGAUACCAGAUUCCGUGAAAGUGAUUCUGAUGAGAGUAAUUCUCGUAGAUAUAGUACCAAACGCCCCCCAAAAGUGUGUAUUAUUUAUUCAUUUUUUUCCUUGAGAACUGUAAUUGGGUAUUUGGUUAUAGCACGAUAAGUUGCAGUGGGGGGAGCAAUGUCUAGUGCGUGUCGGCUGUAAGCCUGUAAUGCUGUAUAGGAUAAAGAGUGUAGAAUAGGGAAACAUGAGUUGUGUACAUUUUUGUAGGACACUCAUUUAUCAAGUGUUUAAAAGUAAGAUAACUUUUCAACACUCAAUAAAUGAGUCACAUAUAAAUGCACACAAAAAAUGUAGGAAAAAGGGUCAAAUAAACCCUUCUACAAUUGCUAAAAGAUCACCUAAACCCAUGUACUUUAAAAAGCAUCAUAUAAACUCAUCUACUCUAAAAAAAAUAAGUCAAACAAGCC